Messenger RNA from Miscanthus lutarioriparius, 1455 nucleotides. NCBI's taxonomy places the organism in Eukaryota, Viridiplantae, Streptophyta, Magnoliopsida, Poales, Poaceae. The record is from the annotation of a GenBank genome assembly.
AUGGCGGCGGCCAGACGCCUGUCCGUCGAUGCGCAGAUGCGGCCGUCCCUGUCCAUGGACGCGCAGAUGCGGCAAUCCCCAAACGGAGACGCGCAGAUGCGGCCACCCCGACCCGCUGCCAGUUUCAUGCGGCCGCCGUCCACCGUCGCGCAGAUGCGGCUAGCACAGUCCGCCGGAGGCCAUAUUCUCCAGGCAAGCAGAUGCGGCCACCCCCAAGAAUCCCUGCACGUCAUUGAUGGCCCUCCUCAAUCAGUGAGUUCUGUUGGCGACAUGCUGGAUUCCCAGCAGAUGGUAGGCUACGAGAACUCAUUCCCUGACAAUGUGUCUGCAUCCGUUGAAGAUAUGCCCAACAACGACAUGUUUUUUGAUGGCAAGGCCACAUGCGACGGCGAUGAGCAGAAGGCUGAUGGCGGCGCUGACGAGAACAAGGUUGAUGGCGGCGCUAGCAUUCAAGAGAUUUCUCGCUAUGCCUGCGUGCUUAAAUCCGACGAUGGCGGGAUCAAGGCCGCAGAGUCCCCGGUGCUGGAGCGGGUGAUAGUGGGCGCGCGACGCGGGUUGGACGCCGACUGCACCGUGCGCGUCCUCGGCGCGCCCGCCGACGCCGUCGUCGCCUUCCUCCGCUUCCUCUACUCCAACCCCAGGGCGGCUGCGCCGGCGGGGGAGUGGGCGGAGGAGGACGCGGUGGGCGCGCACGGGCCGGCGCUGCUGGCGCUGGCGCACGCGUACCGUGUCCCGUGGCUGAAGCGGCGCGCGGAGGCCGCGGUGUCGGCGCGCCUGACCGCGGAGCGCGCGGUGGACGCGCUCAAGCUGGCCGCGCUCUGCGACGCGCCGCGGCUGUACCUGGCGUGCGCGCGCCUCGCGGGCAAGGACCUGGACGCCGUGGAGCGGUCCGAGGGGUGGCGCUUCGCGGGCCGCCACGACGCCGCGCUCCGGCUCAACCUGCUCCAGCUCCUCCACGACGCCGACCAGAGAAAGGAGAGGUGGGAGAGGGAGCGUGCGUCGCAACACGUGUACGGGCAGCUCAGCGACGCCAUGGCCUUCCUGGACCGCAUCUUCGCUGGCACAGAAGAAGCCUCGUCGUGCGAGGACGAGGACGAGUACGGCGUCCGCCGGGGGCUCGAGCAGCUCGUGCGGCACUUCGCCGCGUGCGGCGGCAGGACCAGGAAGCCCGCCGCCUGCCCGCGCUGCAGACGCGCGUUCCAGCUCCUCCGCCUCCACGCCUCCGUCUGCGACCGCGCCGCCGACGGCCACGGCGAAGAGCCUUGCAAAGUUGCCUUGUGCAGCAACCUCAAGGCCAAGAUGCAAGAAGAGGGAGUGGACAUGACAUGGAAGCUUCUGGUGAAGAAGGUGACCAGGGCUAGGGUGAUGUCUGCUCUGGCCAGCAGGGAGGUGCCAGAGGUUGUGAAGAAGUCAUGGGCCAAAUACAGCAGCCGUAGAGCUGCCAGAAUUAGAUGA